AUGGAGAAAUACGAGAAGAUCAGCAAGAUCGGGGAAGGCUCCUACGGGGUCGUGUUCAAAUGCAGGAACAAGGACACGGGCCAGAUCGUGGCCAUCAAAAAGUUCUUGGAGUCCGAAGACGACCCCGUUAUUAAGAAAAUCGCUCUUCGGGAGAUCCGGAUGCUCAAGCAACUGAAGCACCCCAACUUGGUCAACCUUUUGGAGGUGUUCCGGAGGAAGCGGAAGCUGCACUUGGUCUUCGAGUACUGCGACCACACCGUCCUCCACGAACUGGACAAGAACCCGCGGGGGGUUCCAGAGCAUCUUGUCAAGAGCAUCAUUUGGCAGACGCUCCAAGCAGUGAACUUUUGCCAUAAACACAACUGCAUACACAGAGAUGUGAAGCCGGAGAACAUCCUGAUAACCAAGUACUUUGUCAUUAAACUCUGUGAUUUCGGAUUUGCCCGGAUCUUGACCGGGCCCAGUGACUAUUACACGGACUACGUGGCUACCAGAUGGUACCGUUCUCCAGAGCUCCUCGUGGGCGACACCCAGUAUGGCCCACCCGUGGACGUCUGGGCCAUUGGUUGCGUCUUUGCCGAGUUGCUGUCAGGCAUCCCGCUGUGGCCGGGGAAGUCCGACGUGGACCAGCUUUACCUGAUCAGAAGGACUUUGGGGGAUCUCAUUCCAAGGCACCAGCAAGUCUUCAGCACGAACCAGUUCUUCAGCGGGGUGAGGAUCCCAGACCCAGAAAGCAUGGAGCCUCUAGAAAUGAAGUUCCCAACCAUUUCCUACUCUGCCCUGGGACUCAUGAAGGGCUGCCUCCACAUGGACCCCGCCGAGCGCCUGACCUGCGAGCAGCUGCUGCAGCACUCUUACUUCGACAGCAUCCGAGACGUAGAACCCGGGAGGGAGCGUGAGAAAUCCAUGACCCGGAAGCCAGGCCGCCCGACUCGGAAGCACAUUGUUCUCUCUCGCUCUCUUCAGUUACAGUACCUUCCCCAGCUGACCAGCAGCAACAUUUUGCCCACUCUGGAUAACAAGAAGUAUUAUUGCGGCACGAAGAAGCAGAACUACCGGUUCCCUAAUAUCUAG
Gekko japonicus is the source of this 1074-nucleotide messenger RNA. RefSeq names its product cyclin dependent kinase like 1 (gene CDKL1). Lineage: Eukaryota; Metazoa; Chordata; Lepidosauria; Squamata; Gekkonidae. The record is from RefSeq and is a predicted model, not a curated record. Gene Ontology annotation, cellular component: nucleus. Gene Ontology annotation, biological process: protein phosphorylation. Gene Ontology annotation, molecular function: cyclin-dependent protein serine/threonine kinase activity; ATP binding. The transcript has 9 exons. Bases 1 to 1074 code for a protein of 357 amino acids.